AUGGCCACUCAACCCGCUGCUGAAAUGGACGACAAGGCGCGGUACGAGGUUCUCAAGAGAGAGCUGGCACAAGCUCUUCCCAAAAAGCGGGAGUCCGACAAGAAUCUGGCACAAAUAGAGUCCCACAUAUACAAGUUAGAAGGCCAAUAUCUUACUGAGACUAUUGCUCAACAUGGUGGCAACAUCAUUCAUGGUUUCGACAAUUUCCUCAAGAAUCAGACUACGGGCCGAAAGAGAUAUGAAGUGGCCGACCAAGAUCGUGUGUUCUCUAAUAGCAGUCUGACAAUACAGAAGUCGCUGGAUCUUUUGGGAGAGGUUUCAGAGAAUGAAGAUCCUGGCAAACUAUCUGCAGGAGGAGUCACCACAGUUACCGUGCCCCCUGCUACGCAAACACAAACAUCUCAAGCACACGCAAAUAAACUGAUACGGGACCGCGAGUAUUCGAGAAAGAAGAGGGCCCAGAAUCGUAACAGAAGCGCGGGAACUGUGAGCGAUGACGACUCUGUUUCUGUGGCCACAUCGACCGGUCGUCCCAGGAAGCGGCCAAGGAUGGCGGAUGAUUAA
Desarmillaria tabescens is the source of this 564-nucleotide messenger RNA. RefSeq names its product histone acetyltransferase subunit NuA4-domain-containing protein. Lineage: Eukaryota; Fungi; Basidiomycota; Agaricomycetes; Agaricales; Physalacriaceae. Gene Ontology annotation, cellular component: NuA4 histone acetyltransferase complex. The record is from RefSeq and is a predicted model, not a curated record. Bases 1 to 564 code for a protein of 187 amino acids. The transcript has 3 exons.